Messenger RNA from Coturnix japonica (Japanese quail), 1492 nucleotides. NCBI's taxonomy places the organism in Eukaryota, Metazoa, Chordata, Aves, Galliformes, Phasianidae. The record is from RefSeq and is a predicted model, not a curated record.
CUAGCGAGCGAGGCGGCGGGCGGAAGCGGGGCGGCGGGGCAAGAUGGCGGCGGCGCUGGGGCUGGCGCUGUCGCUGCUGGCGGCGCUGCGGGUCGGGAACGGGGAGUUGAACGUGAGGGAACUGAGCGACAUGGCGUAUGGGGUGGAGAUCAGCAGGGAGCCCGUCAUGGCCGGGCAGGUACCGGAACCGGGGGGGCACUACGGGAACCGGGAGUGGCGGGGGGGGAAUGGAACGAGAUGGGAAUGGAACGAGACGCUGCCCCCCAACACCCCGUGUGCCCCCCCAGACUCAGAGAUCAAAGGUGACAUCCUCUUCCUCGGCCACUUCCAGUCGGCGUUUGACUGGGACGACGCAGCAGCGCAGGCCUCCACCCAGCACCGCCUGAAGCGCUACCACAGCCAGAGCUACGGCAACGGAUCCCGCUGUGACCUCACGGGUGCACCCAGGGAGGCUGAAGUGCGGUUUGUGUGUGAGGAGGGGGCUGCGGAUCACAUCGCGCGCGUGGACGAGCCGCAGUCGUGCUCCUACGUGCUGACGGUUCACACUGCCCGGCUCUGCCUCCACCCCUGGCUGCGACCCCCCCCCAGCGCCGCCCCCCUGCACAUCCGCUGCCAGCCCGUCCUCAGCCCCCAGCAGUACGUGCACUACGUCCGAGCACAAGUCUCGGACACCAAGCGGAAGGUGGAGGAGAUCUCGGAGGAGCUGCGCACACUCGACAGCCGCCUCUGGAGCGAGAGGGACGGACACGGGACCCCCCCGACCCCCCCGGCCCUGCACGGUGACACCGGCGCUGCCCCCACAGCUGCGGAGCUGCCCGACACACAGCGGGACGGCUCAGGUGGGGACUCGGCGCUGGGACCGGACAGCAGCACCAGCUCGGCCGACAGCCCUAAGAAGAUCCACUUCAAAGUGAUCCGGAGCCCCCGGGAGCUGCUGCAGUUCCUGGAGGAGCUGAAGCUGAGCACCCGCAAGGCCCAGGAGAAGGGCAGGGAGCAGCAGGUGGAGAAGAGCCCCGAGACCCCCGGCCCCAAGGAGCCCCCCAGCCCGGAGCCCCCCAGCUCCGACCCCCCCGGCCCCGAGGAGGAGGAAGAGGUGGAGGAGGAGGAGGAAGAGGACGCGGAGCUGCUGGGGGGGUUCGAGAAGGAGCUGGGGGGGGGGGUCCUGCUGCCACGGGAGCAGAUGGCGCAGCUGAAGGAGGAGGUGAAGACGGAGAUGGAGAAGGAGUUCGACAACAUCAUCAACGAGGUGGAGGACGAGCUGGAGGCGGAGGGACUGAAGGGGGACUUUGACCGUCGUCGCGCCUCCUCCUCGUUGGCCGCCACGUUGCGGCGCCUGAUGGAGCGGCUGGACGGGGCCGCCCCCCCGAGCCCCCCCCCCGCCGCCAAGGACCCGGAGGAGGGAGAGGGCGCCGGGGGGGGCGCGGCUGAACCUGACCCCCCCGCCCCGCAAACGCCCGGUGAGCACAAACCGUCAUGAGCGCAGCUGCGCCCU